Molecule: messenger RNA, 21096 nt
Organism: Entelurus aequoreus (snake pipefish)
Lineage: Eukaryota; Metazoa; Chordata; Actinopteri; Syngnathiformes; Syngnathidae
Product: histone-lysine N-methyltransferase 2C-like
Exons: 77
Coding region: 2-20545 (6847 amino acids)
Biological process (GO): positive regulation of transcription by RNA polymerase II
Cellular component (GO): MLL3/4 complex; nucleus
Molecular function (GO): histone H3K4 methyltransferase activity; histone binding; transcription coactivator activity
Source: RefSeq, a predicted model, not a curated record
AAUGCCCUCAGAGGCCCCGGAGCCUCGGGACAGAGGACCGCCGCCUCCUGUCACCCGGGCCGGGCGCAGUGCUCAGCUGGCUAAAGCAGCAGCAGAAGCAGCAGCCGCUGCCAACGAGCGGCGACCUCGCGGGCGACCUCGGAAAGAUGGGAUAGGUGGACGUGCCGCACCUCCUCCUGCUCCGCCGCCACCUCCGCCGCCUAAAUCGAGGAAGAAGGGGAGGAAUCGAGGCCAAGCCCAGGUGGAGGAUGAAGAAAGCAUGGAGACGACGGAAAAGAGGCCCUCUCCUGACAAGAAGACCGAGGACAAGGAAGUGGCGCCUGGACGCCGCCGCUCCGCCUCAAGGAGAAGAUCCAGCACAAACCCAGACUCGGACACCGCGCCCAUCCACCCCGAGCCCCCCGCAGUCCCAAGUGACGAGGAGGAUCAGAGCCCCCCUGCACCCUUGGAAACGCCCCCAAUAUCUAGCGUGGAGGAAGAACCUCAACGCAGUCCGACUCCCCAGCCCCCAUCGCUGGACAUCUCUGUUCACAGUCCAAAACCGGGUCCCGAUGCUGUGGAAGAGAAGCGGCCUUGCCUCGCUAACAUGGAGGGGGAUCACGCUCCUGUUCCCAUAAAGCUUGAGGGGGGCGGGCCUAGCUCACUUGGGCAAAGUCCCACCCUGAGUUUGGGCUCCAGCCCCGCCGCCUCGCCCUGUCUCCGUCUGGAGGACGAGGACUCGUUGUCUCCCUUGUUCCAGCGGUCCAUGUCGGACGACUCCGGGGGUUCCCCCACCCCGAGCUUGGGACACACCAAAAAGCGUCUGAAGCAGUGUGCCUUCUGUUACCACGGCAACCAGCCGCCUCUGGGCCAAGGCCCGCUGGUGGUGUUCGGACCCACGCCCGGCUAUAUCCCGCUCCACAUCCUCAACCGCAGAGCAUCUUCGGACCGCGACAGCGAUUGUCAUGACCACUGCUACCGUAGCAACCAGGCUCCACCCACGAGCAGCAGUCCAUCACAGUGUGAGGACGAGUCUUUCUUACAGUUGGUGGAGCAGCUCGGACCCAUCGGACUUCCAAACGACGUCGACGUCCAAACACUGUUUGACCCCACAGGUCAGUGCUGUGCACACCUGCAGUGUGCGGCCUGGUCCGAGGGCGUGUGCUGUGGCGAGGGCCAAUCGCUGCUCUACGUGGACAAGGCCAUCGACUCAGGAAGCACACAGGCGUGCGCGUUCUGUCAUCAGCUUGGCGCGUCGCUUCGUUGCCGGGAAACAGGCUGUGGGCGGAGCUACCACUUCCCAUGUGCCGCUGCUGCCGGAGCUCAUCAGGACUGGGAGCAGAGACACACACUGUGCACGAGACACGCACAAGCAGCGUCUCCAUCAUGCUUGUCGUGUUCGCACGGCGAUGAUGUCGGCAAUCUAUUGAUGUGCUGUUGCUGCGGCAACAAAUACCAUGGUGGAUGCCUAACCCCGCCUCUGACUCCAUCCUCCCUGAUCAGGGCUGGCUGGCAGUGUUUGUCAUGUCAAGUGUGUCAGUGCUGCAGGCUGCGAGAGGACACGUCUUUGUUACUUGUCUGUGGUCGUUGUGAUAAAGCUUACCAUACACACUGUCUGACGCCCCCACUGGAUCACACGCGUCCCAGUGGAUGGACCUGCCAGAAUUGCAGGGUGUGUCUUCGCUGUGGUGUAAGAUCGUCUGGUCAGUGGGCCAAUCACCCCUUCCUUUGCGAGUCAUGUGACCCAGCUCUGCCUUGUGCUCUCUGUGGCAACACCCCUGACUUGUACUCGCCACAGGAUUAUGUCACCUGUGUCUGCUGCUAUAGGUGUGUCCACAAAGAGUGUAUUGUCCAGGCAGAAGAGGACCGAACAAAGUCUGAUGGUUACAUUUGCUCCACCUGUCAGCCUGUGGGAGAGGAGCUAACGCUGCACACACCAAUCCCACACAGUCCCGCCUUAGACCUCCAGCUCAGUCCCACAAAGGCGCCGGACAUCUACGUGACUCCGCCGUCAGUUCAAAGUCCUGCUGAAGUUCUACCCAUUGUACAUGGUAGUACUGCUCAAAGCCCAGUCCGGAUUGUCUGUUUGGACCACGCCCCAACCGUAAACACGGAACCAUCACAUGAAAGUCUUAUCCAGUCACAACCUGAUAUCACAGAGUUGAACCGAAGCCCCAAACUGUCACCCUCUGGCCCCACAGAGCUAAAACCAAGCUCUCCCUUUAACCAUGCAGAACUUCAGCAUAGUUCAGCACCAUCUCCUAACCCUGUAGAGCAAAGACUGAGUCCAGUACCAUCACCUUCUAAUCCCACAGAGCCACAACAAAUUCAAGUACCAUCUCCUAAACCCAUAGAGCAACAAAUAAGUCCAGUACCUUCCUCUAUCUCUGUAGAGCAAAGACUGAGUCCAGUACCAUCACCUUCUAAUCCUACAGAGCUACAAAGAAGUCAGGGACCAUUUCCUGCUAACCCCAUAAAGCAACAUCCAAGUCCAGUACCAUGUCCUGCUAGCCCUACAGAGCAAAAACCAAGUCCACAACUAUCACAAUCUGAUCUAACAGACCUCCAGCAAAGUCCAGAACAAUCUUCUACUGAGUCCACAGUGCUGAAACGAAGUCCACCAUCAUCUCCUACAAAUCUCACAGAGUUCCAUCAUAGUCCACAACCAUCUUCCGUGAACCCCACAAAUCUCCACCAAAGUUCCUGCACGGAACUCCAGACACAUCUUUCAAAGUCUCCCCUUAACUCAACAGUACUCUGUGAAAAUAAAGGGCAAUCUUUAUCUGAGCCCACAAACUUCCAACCUGUACUAUUGCCUGCUGAGAUGACAAAGCUUCAGGAAAGUCCUGUACAAUCUUCAUCGAAACACACAGAACUCCAGCAAAGUCCAGCGCCAUCUAUUUUGACAGCCUCUGAGCUCCAGCAAAGUCCACCACCAUCUCCUUUUACAGUCACGGAGCUCCAGCAAAGUCCAGCACCAUCACCCUCUACAGUCGCAGAGCUCCAGAAAAGUCCAGCACAAUCUCCUAUUGUUGCAGAGCUCCAGCAAAGUCCAGCCCCAUCAAAUUCUACAGUCGCAGAGCUCCAGAAAAGUCCAUCACCAUCUCCUUUGAGAGUCACAGAGCUCCAGAAAACUCCAGCACAAUCUCCUUCAACAGUUGCAGAGCUCCAGAAAAGUCCAGUACAAUCUCCUUCAACAGUCGCAGAACUCCUGAAAAGUCCAGCACCAUCUCCUUCUACAGUUGCAGAGCUCCAGCAAAGUCCACCACCAUCUCCUUCUACAGUCGCAAAGCUCCAGAAAAAUCUAGCACUAUAUCCAUAUACAGUCGCAGAGCUCCAGCAAAGUCCAGCACCAUCUCCUUCCAGAGUUGCACAGCUCCAGAAAAGUCCAGCACCAUCUCCUUCUACAGUCACAGAGCUCCAGCGCAGUCCACCAUUAUUUCCUUCUACAGUCGCAGAACUGCAGAAAAGUCCAGCACCAUCUCCUUCCAUAUUUACAGAGCUCCAGAAAAGUCCACCACCAUCUCCUUGUACAGUUGCAGAGCUCCAGAAAAAUCCAGCACCAUCUCCAUAUGAAGUCGCAGAACUACAACAAAGUCCAGCACCAUCUCCUUCCAUAGUUGCAGAGCUCCAGAAAAGUCCAGCUCCAUCUCCUUCUACAGUUGCAGAGCUCCAGAAAAAUCAAGCACCAUCUCCAUAUGAAGUCGCAGAACUACAACAAAGUCCAGCACCAUCUCCUUCCAUAGUUGCAGAGCUCCAGAAAAGUCCAGCACCAUCUUCUUCUACAGUCGCAGAGCUCCAGCAAAGUCCACCACCAUCUCCUAUUACAGUCACAGAGAUCCAGAAAAUUCCAGCACCAUCUCCUUCCAUAGUGGCAGAGCUCCAGAAAAGUCCAGCACCAUCUCCUUCCAUAGAGGCAGAGCUCCAGAAAAGUCCAGCACCAUCUUCUUCUACAGUCGCAGAGCUCCAGCAAAGUCCACCACCAUCUCCUAUUACAGUCACAGAGCUCCAGAAAAGUCCAGCACCAUCUCCUUCCAUAGUGGCAGAGCUCCAGCAAAGUCCAGCACCAUCUCCUUCCAUAGUGGCAGAGCUCCAGAAAAGUCUACCACCAUCUCCUUCUACAGUUGCAGAGAUCCAGAAAAAUCCAGCACCAUCUCCAUAUAAAGUCGCAGAACUACAACAAAGUCCACCACCAUCUCCUUCCAUAGUUGCAGAGCUCCAGAAAAGUCCAGCACCAUCUCCUUCUACAGUCGCAGAGCUCCAGAAAAGUCCAGCACCAUCUACUUCUACAGUCGCAGAGCUCCAGAAAAGUCCAGCACCAUUAUAUUCUACAGUCUCAGAGCUCCAGCUAAGUACGGCACCAUCUCCUGCUACAGUCGCAGACCAAAAGCAGUGUCCAGCACCAACUCAUUCUACAGUCGCAGAGCUCCAGAAAAGUCCAACACAGUCGUCUGUCGCAGAGAACAAAAAAAGUCUAGUACCAUCUCCUACUAUUGUUGCAGAAUUCCAACAAAGUCAAGUAGCAUCUCCGAAGAGCACAGAGUCUCAAGAAAAUCCAAUACCAUUUUCAUCAAAAAACACAGAGCUUCAGGAAAGUCCAAUACCAUAUUUACCGAACCCCACAGAGCAAAGACAAAGUCCAGUACCAUCUCCUUUUGACGUUACAGAGUACCACCACAAUGCAGUCCAAUGUUCUUCUACAAUUGCAGAUUUACAACAAAGUCCAGUGCUGUCCCCUUACGAUGCCACAGAGCUUCACCAAAAUCCACUACAAUCUCCUUCUAACACCACAGAACAAGAACUCAGACCAGCACCAUCUCUGGAUGUCACAGAGCUCCAGCAUUGUCUACAACUAUGUUCAUCGAAACUUUCUAAGCUCCAGCAAAGUCGAAUCACAUCUCCUAGUGUCAAAGCGGUCGAGGAAUGUCCAAUACCAUCUUUUUCUAACUCCACUGUGGUCCAGGAAAGUCCGGUACCAUCUUCAUUGAACCCCACAGAGGUCCAGGAAAGUCCGGUACCAUCUUUAUCGAUCCUCACAGAGGACCAAAACAUUGUGGUACCAUCUCCAUCAAACCACACAGAGGUCCAAGAAAGCCCUCUCUUAUCUCCUUCUAUUGUUACAGAGCGUCAGAGAACCACUCUAUCAUUUUGUAACGUGGUUGAGCUUCAGAAAAGUCCAGCUCCAUCUCCUAGUGCCACAGCAGUCCAACAAAGUUCAGUACCCUCUCCUUCCACUGUCGCAGAGCUCCAACAAAGUCCAGUACCAUCUCCUAGUGCCAUAGCAGUCCAACAAAGUCCAAUACCCUCCCCUUCCACUGUUGCAGAGCUCGAACAAAGUCCAGUACCAUCUCCAUCCACUGUCGCAGAGCUUCAGAAAAACCCUCUAUCACCUUCUAAGGUCACAGAGCUCCAGCAAAGUUCAGAUUCCAGUUCAUUUGACCUGGGCCUCACGGAGGUUCAAAACAAUACCAGGGAACCCCAACAAAUCAAUGUUACAGCUCCAGAACCCCAACAAAUCAAUGUUCCAGCUCCAGAACACCAACAAAUCAAUGUUCCAGCUCCAGAACCCCAACAAACCAAUGUUCCAACGCCAGAACCCCAACAAAUCAAUGUUCCAAUGCCAGAACCCCAACAAAUCAAUGUUCCAAUGCCAGAACCCCAACAAAUCAAUGUUCCAGCCCCAGAACCCCAACAAAUCAAUGUUCCAUCUCCAGAACCCCAACAAAUCAAUGUUCCAUCUCCAGAACCCCAACAAAUCAAUGUUCCACCUCCAGAACCCCAACAAAUCAAUGUUCCAGCCCCAGAACCCCAACAAAUCAAUGUUCCAUCUCCAGAACCCCAACAAAUCAAUGUUCCAUCUCCAGAACCCCAACAAAUCAAUGUUCCACCUCCAGAACCCCAACAAAUCAAUGUUGCAUCUCCAGAAACCCAACAAAUCAAUGCUCAAUCUCUUUGCAGAGCAGAGCUCCAAAAAGGUGCACUGCAAUCCAUCCCGCACAUAUACGAGACUGCAGGACUACAGGGGAGUCCUGUAGCAUUGUAUCCUAAUCCAAUACAAGUAAAAGAAAACUCGCAAUGCAAUCAUGGUCCUUUAGAAUGUAAGGAAAAUCAUUCUAGGCCUUCAACACCCUCUCAGUUGUCUUCUGACCAUUUGACUUCCCCACAAGCUCAGCUGAGUCCUCGAGAAAUGACUUCCAUGGAUUCAAUAAGAGAACAGCUAAUGUCGAGAGUUCCUCAAAAGAGUCCAUUGCAUGGUAGUCCGAUGUCGGAACUCAGUCCUAUCAGAUUGGAUGCUGACAAAUCAAAGCCUCAGACCAUUUCCCCAAACAGUAGAUCAUGUAGUCCUACUGACAUUAACAUUAAAGAGUCGCUGCUCCAAACCCAUCAAGGAUCAUACAUUCCUGUGCCGCAUAGUCCUAUAAGAACAUCACUUGAUGUUGAAACAACACUGGAUCAGGAGAGCCUGGUACCAAGCCCUUCUUCUCAUUUGCCUGUGUGGGCUGCACAGAUCAGUUCAACACUGGACCAGGACUUUCCGCCAGUCUCUUUAAAAACUACCUUCCCAGGCAGGAGGAAAACUGCAUGUAGACCCAUUUCAGCACCAUGUAGCCCAUCAAGAACCCCCGUUAGCGCCACCAAGUGCAGUCUGUCACAGCCCGCUAGUCCAGUACAGAUCGCCUCUAUGCUCCGUAGUCGGCCUUUGCAGGUUAAUGUGCUUGCUUGUCAGUCUGCUACACCAACGGAGUAUUCCCAAAGCAGUCUCCACACCGGGGUUAGACCUCAAGCCAUUCCGCUGAGUCCUAACCUCAACGGUCAAACACUUGAAUCUGUUUUUUAUAGCCCGACCACGGUCAUGUGCACAACGACUCUAACAGUUGAACCUUCAAAUCAUCUUCCCUUUCAUGCUCCACCAUCGCCAGCACCAGAAAGCCUUGUUCACCAAAUGGAACACAGUAGCCUCGCUUGCAUGUCUUCUUGUGCUGAGAAAUCUGUUGAACAGAUGGCGAGCCCAACAGAUAUCCAACCUGUCAAAGAUGGUGCUAGCCCUUCACAUGCCAGUGAAAUGCCUGCUAGUCCUGCCCGCUCACUUCUUCAGGCCUCCUCUGACUCAAUGCCAAAGGUAUCAGACAUUACCGUUGGCCUGCCUUUACCAGCUAGCCCUGUGAUGGACAGCUCUUUUCAGCCAGCAGCCGGCCCCCCAGCACCAAUAAGCUCUUCAAGGGAACCAACUAGCACCUUAUUAAUACUUCCUAGUCAUGGAGACACUACAUCAUCUGAAAAUGAAGAUACAACAACAGAAAUGAACCCUUUCUCUCUCGGAACUCCUCAUCAUCAGAACUUGGUUAAUGUUAGUCCAGAGCCUCCUCAGCUCCCACAGUCACUCCAGUCUAGUCCUUCACAGGUCCAAAUAUUCCACAGUCCCACAGAGACUACAUCUGUAGAUUCAAUAUCCCCUCCAGCUAGUCCUACACACUGUAGACCGAUUGUUUGUCCCGCUAACAUUUCUGUUUGCAAAGAUCUGAGCAACUUCGAAAGUAGUAUCUACUCGAGCAACCAAAUUUCCUCAGUAACUUGCAUGACCCCAUCUGUUUUAGCACAUAUUAGCUCAACACAGAGUGUUGAAACACUUCCUUGUAGCCCCGCAGAUUCUAGCUCAGGCCCUGCUCAAGCUCACCAGAGACUUGCUAUGUCAAGUUCAAGCCCCAAAAGGGACAAUGCAGAAAGUUCCCAAGUCCAGAUCUCGGUCAUUUGCAAUUCAUUUCAGCUGGGUACCCAUUUAGGUUCAACUGCAGAUACUAAGCCUCUAAGCCACUUGAGUCAAAGAAUAGUUGGCAAUCCCACUCAGGAACCCACUGACACACCUCAGGCUAAAUGUACAAAAAAAUCACUUGAUAGUUCCAGUUUGUCGGCCUCCUCCCACAAGUUUCCUCAGACAUCACCCACAUGUGUUCCACGGGAUAGCACGGAACACUGUAGCCAAAGUUCCCCAUUUCAAUUUGGUAAUAGAAAAAUCUCACUAAGUCCGGGUCUUACCACCCCUGAGAGUUCAGAGGCCGGAACAGGUGCAAGUUUUGAUAUCAGUGUUGAGUCAGGAAUCAGCUCAUCUCCAACGAGUCCUGGUUGCGCCAUUCUGGCUGAGAAAGAGUCGACAUCUCUGGUCGCCAUGACAAAUGACAAGGAGCAAGGGAGCUCGCAGGAGCAUACGCUAGCAGUGCAGGACCAGGAAGAGGGCCAUCAGGAGCAGGUCCAGGAGCAAGAAGGCCUCAGCGGUUCCAAUCUUAACUUGUCAGGAGUUCAGCUCUCUCCUCAUCCCCCUGCUGCAGCCUCUUUGGAUCCCCCUCCUGUCCCAUCACCACAGUCUCCAAAAAAAGCAGGCUCCCCAGACACCUCCCUCACACUCAGCGUGACAGUUGAAGCUUCCCCCUCUCUAAAGGAUCACAGGGAAUCGGGACAAGAGGACUCAUGUCCUAUGUCGUGGGCCCGGGAUGAUGACCAGUCCAAUCCCACUAAAACAGAGUCUUCAGAAUGGGUGGAGGAGCAGCCAAAAACACCAACAGUAACAGCCACCGUCUCUGAUGAAGUUUCUCGGCAGGAGGAUAUAGGGGAGAGCAAUGAUAGGGAGAACCAAGAGAGUGCUGACCCCAAAGACCAAUCCUAUGUGGAGGAGGAGCCACUGAGUCCUGUGCUGGAGCUGGAUCCCUCUUUAGAUGUGGAGGUGAUGAAGUUGAUGACCACGGAGUCUCCUCCCGCCUCCUUUCUACACCUGUCCUCCUUAAGUCCCCCUCCCAUCCCCACCCGGGGGAAAGGGCGGAGCCUCAGGCCUCCUUUAUGCUCCUCUUUCGCACCAUUAGACGACCUCUCCUUACGACUUCGGCAGUCUCCUUUUUCCACCGAGGCGUCACCUGAAACCUCCCCUGCCAGAGAGACCAUCACACCGCCGCCACUUUCCCCACCUUCCCCUCCUCUCAGGUUCAGCCCUCCAUUCAGGGAGUCUCCUCCCCUCUCCCAGAUUCCGCCCUCCACUGUGAUACCGCUCACUCCUAAAAUUGGUAUGGGAAAGCCAGCCAUCACCAAAAGAAAGUUCUCCCCUGGCAGGGCCAGGGUCAGGCAGGGUUCGUGGUGGAGUAAUGUCAGGGCAGUCAGCCCCCCCUCUUCCUCCCAGGACUCUACUGGGGAGGGUGGGAGGGACAGCCCUAAAUAUCGUCCACCGGACUCCCCGCUCUGGAGCAUGAGAGUGGGUCGUGGUUCGGGGUUUCCUGGUAGAAGGAGGGCCAGAGGAGGAGGUGUAGGAGGCGGAAGAGGAGGAAGAGGAAGGAGCAGAAUUAAGACACAGGACUUUUUGUCUGUGUCACCUGCAUACGGUUUUGUGGAGUCGAUCCCGCCUAAGGAAGAGGAGGAGAACUCCAUGCACAACACGGUGGUGAUGUUCUCCACCUCUGACCUGUUCACCCUCAGACAGGACAUGUGUGUGGUGUGCGGCAGCUUCGGUCAAGGAGCGGAAGGUCGACUGUUGGCGUGUUCUCAGUGCGGACAGUGUUACCACCCCUACUGCGUCAAUGUGAAGAUUACGCGAGUCAUCCUGACCAAAGGGUGGCGCUGUCUGGAAUGUACCGUAUGUGAGGCAUGCGGCGAGGCAAGUGACCCCGGGCGUCUGUUGCUCUGCGACGACUGCGACAUCAGCUACCAUACGUACUGCCUGGACCCGCCCCUCCACAUGGUGCCUAAGGGAGCCUGGAAGUGCAAGUGGUGUGUGUGGUGCGUCCAGUGUGGCUCCGCCUCCCCCGGGCUGCACUGUGAUUGGCAGAGUAACUACAGCCGCUGCGCUCCAUGUGCCAGUCUGACCUGCUGCCCUCUCUGUCAGAGGCUUUAUACACAGGAUGACCUCAUUCUACAGUGUCAGCAGUGUGACAGGUGGGUGCAUGCCAGUUGUGAGGGUCUGACGUCCGAAGACGAGGUAGAGAUGGCAGCUGACGAGGGCUUCAACUGUUCGCUGUGUAGAACACACAGUCGCAUCUCAUUUGGGAGGUCGGACAGUUUGGACUCCUCUUACAUGUCUCAGAUCAUCUCCAGGAGCCGUGAAGCAGACACAAAGACAUACACUCAGGAUGGAGUUUGUCUGACAGAGUCGGGCCUCUCUCACCUGCAGUCCCUGGUUGAACCUUUGACCUCAGCGCGCAGGUAUCGCAGGUGCAAACCCAAACUAAAGUUGAGGAUCAUAAACCAGAACAGCGUGUCCGUCCUGCAGACCCCACCUGACCCUCACACUGGCGAACAAGACCACCAUCACAGAGUGCACCUGGAGUGUGACCUCAAGUCGGACUCCAGUCCUGAGAGAGACCACGCCCCCUAUGAUGAUGUCAGCAAGGAGCUCCAUAUGGCAGAUGGCAGCACAAAGAGGAAGAGGAAGCCCUAUAGACCAGGUAUUGGAGGCUUCAUGGUGCGCCAGCGAGGCGGGAAGGCGGGGUCAAGCGGAUUCAAACUGUGCAGGAACGAUUCAACUGAUAUGUUGCAUGGAGACGAAGAUGUAGCUGACCAGACCCUUGACAAGGUGAAGAAGAGAUAUAGAAAGAAAAAGACCAAGCUGGAGGAGGCUUUUCCUUCCUAUCUACAGGAUGCUUUCUUUGGUCGGGAUCUUCUGGAACGCAUUCGCCAGUUGGACCAGAGGAUGGUAUCAGAAGUAGCGAGAGCCAGUCAGUCAGCAGCAGUCGAUCUGAAAGGCCCUGCCCCCUCAGACAAGAUGGUGAUCCGAAAGCAAGAAAGACUGCCCAUGUCGGACGAUGCGCUCGUGGAUCUGUCUGACGUUCUCAACACUCAUCCUCAAAUUCUGGCCACCGGACACACAGGCCAGUUCCAGGUGGAGCGCUCCCCCUCUCCAUUUGCGGGCCUAGACAUCGGGUCCAUGGCGGAAGACCCCUUGCUGACCGGAAGUGGAGGACACAGUCAUAGAUCAUUGCAGGAAGAGCCUCUGGACGCCAUCUUAAACCCUGAGCUUGACAAGAUGGUGACAGACGGUGCCCUCCUCAGCAAACUGUACAAUAUUCCAGAGCUUGAGGGCAAAGAUGUGGAAGACCUUUUCACUGCUGUCCUCAGCCCGGACAACAGCGAGAAACAUCACCACCACACUGCUGCAGGAAGCAAAACACACACAGCAGCCGUGUUUCCUCGUCUUCCUCUGAUGAAUGGCCUCACAGGACGAGCCCCUCACUUGGUCAACCCUCCCAUGAUGCCGAGCGGCACUCCUGGCACGGCGAGUCACCGAAUUUGUCCUCCAGAGGGAUCCUUCCCCGGCUCCGCCCCUUGCCUGCCUUCAGCUAAUCAGGCUGGGGGAGAGGGCGAGCAGGACGCCUUGUCUACGGCACAGAGGAGCAUGUUGAAGUGGGAAAAGGAGGAGGCUCUGGGCGAGCAGGCUACUGUUGCCCCCGUGCUCUACUGCAACACCAACUUCCCCCAGCUGAAGGAGCAGUAUCCUGAGUGGUCCACAAGAGUGAAGCAGAUCGCCAAACUGUGGAGAAAAGCGAGCUCUCAGGACAGAGCACCUUUUGUACAACGUGCAAGGGACAACCGUGCAGCGCAGCGCAUCAGCAAAGUCCACAUGUCCAAUGAGCCACUCAAAAGGCAGCAGCAGCAACAACCCUUGCAACCGCCAUUGUCUGUGCCCUAUGAUGCAAUGUCCAUGGAGUCGGAUUUGGCGCUGAAGGACCCGCUAAGGCCUAGAGAGUCUGAGCAGGAGCAGGAGUGGAAGCUAAGACAGGGAGAGGUAAAAGACAGAUGGCGAGCCGGUAAGAAGAGGCAGGAAAAUCUCCCCCAAAGCAAAGCCCUAAAAUCACCAACAGAUAAAGAUUGUCCCUUCCAGGCAUCUCUAGCAGGAGGUGGCAAAGAGGCUCUGCAUUUGCGUCAGAAGAGCAAACAGCUGGCCAAGAUCGAAGCCAGUCAGAAGCUGGAGCAAGUGAAGAACGAACAGCUGCUGCAGCAGCGACAGCAUCACCUCUCGGCCAAUGAGCAGCCUGUCACCGGGAGCGAUGUGAUGCCUCUCCAGCUACUUCCCUCCACGGAUGCCCAGGCCAGACAGAACAUCCUACAGGGCUCCGUACUGGCCGACAAUGUUUUUCUCAGACCACAAGUCCCACCCUCUUCUGGCUACUCCUCACUUCCUCACUCCCCGCACUCCUUGUCACCCCUUCACCAGCCCCCAUCCUCUCCCCAGAUGUUCUCCCCGCCUUCAUCCAGCCCCACGUCCCCCUGGGAUCCCUACAGUAAACCAGCAGGGACUUCUCGGCCUGCCUCCAUUCAGCAUUGCACCCCACUCAACAUAUCUCCUGCACACGAUGCACUGGGUUCCCCUGCACCCUCACCUGAUUCGAAAGCCUCUGACGCUUCUCGGACCCUCGGACUCCAACCAGGCCUGCAGCACAGCAAAGCGGCAUUGAAGAGUCCCCCAUCUGGCUCUCAGGUGUACCAGAGGUCUCCGGUCCAAGGGGGCGUGUUUAAAGCCCCCAUGCCACCUCAAAACCAGCUGCAACAGGAGUUGUUUAGUGGUGCGCCAGCUGGAGCAAGAAGAGACCCAUCCAGACCCACAGACCUUGGCCUCAUCCCCCCUCAGAGUCAGGACUCCACUUUUAGUUCCAGCCAGCUCUCUGGGCUGGGCUCCCCUCAUCGCAGCCCUUAUGCCCACACGCCAGGGACCCCCAGAAUUGACUAUAGCCAGCAGAUGGCAGACCACUUUGUCAAACAGCCAGCUUUGACACCCCGUCCCUCUCCUGACCCCUACAGUAAUCCUCAAACCCCUGGCACUCCCCGGCCACAUUCAGACAACACAUACCUCAACGCAACUCCUGGACUUCGAAUAGAUCAGUUCAACCAGUUGGCAAACAGCCGCCGACCCUCCCCUUCACACACAACAUUGGACCCAUACUCAAACCCAGCCACACCCCAUCCCUUUGUUCCUGAGCGCUUCCCUCGAUCACCAGGCAGCACGUUAACCACCGAUCCCCAUGCUAAACCACCUGGUACCCCGCGUCCAUCACCGGACCCCUACGCCCAGCAACCCUCCACACCUCGCCCCCAGAAGACCUCUGAAGCCUUCAGCCAAGCUCAAGUGGAGAGCUUUACUCCUCAGCUUGUGAGAUCUCCCCUGGGUUCAGGACUUGGUGGAGAGACUGUGACUCUCACACCAACCCACAAACAGUCUCCAGGGAGGCAACAACAGCAGCAGGACUCCUUUCCCAGGACUCCUGGUAGUAGCCAGACCCCAAAGCACCCUGGGAUGUCAGAAGAUACUGGCUUCCCCGGCCCGGUCAGUCAAACUUUGGGAAGACCCACCACUGGGCCCGCACAGAUGGACAAAACAUCAGCCAAUAACAUGGCAACAGUAGGUGGGGCUUGUUUAGAGGGACCAAUGGGCUUGCUUCCACAGCUUGGUGACUCUGAGGAAAAACUAAGACAGCGUCAGAGACUCCGCCAGCUCAUCCUGAGGCAGCAGCAGCAGAAGAGUGCAUUGCGGCAAGAAAAAGGUCUCCAGGAGUCUCAGCCUGGUGCCCCUUCAGCUACUGCUGCUCCACCAGGUUCGGCCCCCAGCUCAGCAACACCCCGUCACUGGUCCCAGGAAGAAACCACCACCCCCAAUCCUCCAACUGAUGUGUUUGGACGUCCACCACCUCCUUACCCCGGUAUAAUGCGGCCUGCUGGACCAGCUGGAGCUUUUACUGGACCCCCACGGUUGCAUGGAACUUUUCCAGUGGACCAGGUCAGAGGGUUAAGCCCAAGUGAGUCUCAAUUUCCCAGGCAAAGCAUCCCCAGGGAACUUGGACCCAGAGGAAUGGCCUUAAGGUUUGGUCUCCAGGAGUCCUUCUUGCGUUCUCCCACAGUGUUAGUGCCUAGUUCUGGGCUUGUACCCCCUGUCCAGAUAAGGGCGCCAGUGCCCGGUGACUUUACCAGCAUCCGUCAGAUGACUGUCCCCAGCCCUCAUCCACAUUUGAUGUCCGCUGUCCACCAGCCCUUUGUUCCCCGCUCCCUCCCCAUCCAGCAGCACAGCAUCAUGGGGCAGCCUUACAUUGAGCUUCGACACCGUUCUCCAGAGAACCGUCUGAGGCUGCCAUUCUCCCUUGCUGCCCCACCCAUGCAGACCGUGGACUCUCAGCCAUCAGCUGCCAGGCCAACCUCAGGGGUCCCGAUAGCAGAGACAACAGUGGGUCAUCAUCCAAUGCUGACGAUGGAGCAACUCAACCAUCAGAAUCUAAUCCACGUGGCAGCAUUGGGUCAGGAGAGUGAACCAGGGCUCCAGGGGACUGAUGGGAUAGAGGAGCACCUGGAAGGGGAGGACUCAGCUGUAAAAGAUCUGGAGGAUGUGGAGGUGAAAGAUCUAGUUGACCUCAAUCUGAACCUGGAUCCUGAAGAUGGUAAAGAAGACUUAGACCUGGGUGCCAACGACCUCCACUUAGAUGACUUCUUGCUGUCGGGAAAGUUUGACCUGAUCGCUUAUGCUGACCCCGAGCUCAACCUAGAGGACAAGAAAGACAUGUUCAAUGAGGAGCUUGACCUGGAGGAUCCUGUGGGAGACAAAAAGGGAGGAGAGAGGCGAGACUUAGUUGGUGGUCCGAGAAAGUUGGAUACCAAUGCCAACUUGUUAGGUCAGGUCAAAGAAGAAGUGCAGGAGGCCGUCAACAGAGAUACUAAAAAUGAUUCUUCAUCCCGUCACCCCGCACCACAACCUGAGGCUGUCAGCCAACAACUCCCUGUAGCUUCUGAGGCUGAGACAGCAGGAUCCAGCCAGUCCAGCUCUUCUUUGCACCUUGCCAAGGGGGAUGUGAGUGAUUCUUCUGAUUCAGCAGUUUUGCCAGAACUCCAAGCCCAGGAAAAGGCUUUGUCGUCUGGCGUAACUCCAGGUCAGCAGCCUGGCUUCCAUCAAACACCCCUUGGACCCUCUUCGGCUUACCUCAACCUUCAAACUCAGGCUUCCCCUGACACCCCUCACAAAGUGUCGCUUCAACUCUCCCAGCCUUGCCUACUUCUCAACCCUCAGGCCGUGUCUCCAAACCUGGACGCAGCUGCUCAAUCCAUUGCCCAGGAACAGGCCCAGAACAAGUCUAAACCUUUACUACUGGAGGAGCAGCCACUUUUGCUGCAGGAUCUCUUGGACCAGGAGCGCCAGGAGCAGCAGCAACAGAAACAGAUGCAGGCACUGAUCAGACAGAAAUCCACCUCUGAACCCACAUUCCCAGAAAUAACCGACUUUGACUCCAUCUCAGACCCCAUAAUGAAGGCCAAGAUGGUGGCUCUUAAGGGCAUCAACAAGGUGAUGACUCAAGGGAACCUAGGCCUCAACAACAUGGUCAUCAACAGGUUUCACCAGGCUCCUGCGGCCACGACUCCUGAAGGAACCCCUCAACCUCUGCUUCAAGUUGGACAGGAAGGAGAGGUAAACCCUCCACUGGUGCGGCCGAACCCACCCAGCUUUGGACCUGGAUUUGUUAACGACUCUCAGAAACGUCAAUAUGAAGAGUGGUUGGGUGAGACCCAGCAACUCUUGCAGAUGCAGCAGCGUCUCCUGGAGGACCAAAUCGCAGCUCACCGCAAGACCAAAAAGGCUCUGUCGGCCAAGCAGAGGACGGCAAAGAAGGCGGGUCGUGCACUCGCAGAGGAAGACGCUGCUCAGCUGCACUACAUCAUGGAGCAGCAGGUGUCUGUCCAGAAGCAGCUGGAGCAGAUACGUAAGCAGCAGAAAGAUCACACAGUGCUCAUCGAGGACUACAGAACACAACAACAACAACAGCAGCAGCAAAGACCCCUUCCUAUUGUGCCUUCUGGAGUAGUACCUCAGCAGAAUAGGCCCAGUAACUCAGCUCUGCCCUGCGUCCAGAACAUUCCCCCUGGUUGGUCACCAGAAGUGGGAGUUGUUCCAGGUUUGAUGGGGCCGAAUAUGGCAUCUCAUGUGCCACCACAGUUGCCCCAUACCCUUUCAAAGCCCCCUCAGGCUUCACAGCCCUCUCCAGCCAUUGCGCCCAGACUUUCAGCUCCAGCAGCAGGCUUUGCCCCAGGACCCCGGACACCCACUGGGGGUCCCAGUGGUGCCUCAGGGGGUGACAUAGCAGCACCCUCCCCCCAGGUCAAAUUUGAUGACAACAACCCAUUCAGUGAAGGUUUCCAGGAGAGGGAAAGGAGAGAAAGAAUAAGAGAGCAGCAGGAGCGGCAGAGGGUGCACCUUAUGCAGGGGGUGGAUUGCCAUAGGGUCUUGCAGCAAGGUUCUCAAGGUGGAUCUGUGGGACCUGGAGUGGCUCGGCUCUGUUCCACAGGGUCAGUGGCUGGCAGCACUCCUGGCUCCACCCCUAGUGGGGACACUUUCUCCAAGAUGCCUUUCUUCAGUUCUGAACUGCCCCAGGACUUCCUCCAGUCUCCGCCUGCCUCCAGACCGCCACAACUCCUCUUGUCGUCGCCCAACCUCCAGACCACACCGAGACUCCCAGACCCUUUGGGCUCUGCAGGUCCUGGUCAGGUCCGUCCACCUGGCCUUGGAGGGGUCGUUAUAGCUCCUUCCAAUCAAGGAAGUCAAGGUCAUCAAUUUCGACAGGAGUCCUCAACCUCAUCACCAUCUGCCCCUCUACAUGCCGUCUUCACCCCUUCCUCAUCCGGAGGCCCCGCCUCCCUCAUGCAGCUGUACUCUGACAUCAUGACAGACGACAGCCUGAAGAAGAAGAGGAGUGGGAACAAGGACAGAGACAAUUCUGCUGGGGGAGCCAGAACACCGCUGUCCUCACACUCUGAUGACAUCACAGCCCCGUCUACUCCAGCCUUUUCAGACGCUUCGUGCUCUACGCCCACACGGUGCAGCACUGAGUUGGCUGAGAUGAACACCCCUCCCCUCUCUGGUCUGGCUCCAUCCUCAGAACUGGAGAAGCAGCUGUCUGUGUGCCCUGCAGCCCAGGACAGAACCCAUCUAAUGGACAUGGAGGCUCAUAGAGGCCUCCUGUGUGGCCGCAUGGGGGUCAAGGAGGAGCGAGAGGAGCGAGGACCCUGUGGAGGAGACCCAGUAAAGUUGGAGUGCGCCUCCCCUCUUCAUGUAGGAGGAGAUGCAGGGAAGGAGCUGCUCAGACACUUGCUGAAGGAAAAGGCUUCUCCGGCAAAGACUCCAUCGCCUACCACCCAUGCCCCGCCUCCUGUCCACCACCAACUCUCCACUGACAGUGUGCGCUCUGAGGAGGAGGACGGUGCUGGUUUCCUUGGCAACAUGAUGGUGGACAGUCCUGAUGUCUUGGACUUGUUAGGCAAGAAAAAGGCUCAGCGAUGUAAGAGAGCUGCUCGGCCCGACAAAGACAAAGCUCUGGCCAAAUACAAGCGGAGGAAACGAGAAGACGAGGACGAAAUGCUUCACUCCUCUUCCACCCCCUCUGAGCAGAUCAUAACACACCUCAGACAGCUCUCUGUGCUACCCCUCAUGGAGCCCGUUCUGGGGUUCGACCUGAGUCUGUUCCCCCCUUAUGGCAGCACCUCUCUAGGGAGGGACUCCAGACUCACUGGCUCCUUUGGCAACGCCUGCCUGGACGGAGUCACUGACUACUACUCACAGCUCACAUGCAAGAACAACCUCUGUAACCCACCCACACCGCCUGCCUCGCUGCCACCGACCCCCCCACCGGUGGUAAAGCAGAAGCUAGUGAACGGCUUUGCUACAGCAGAGGAACUGAGCAGGAAGGAGCUCACCGAGCAAGAUGUGAAAGGUGUCAAAUCCAAGGUUCAAGAUCUUCCGGCUGAAAAUCACACCGCCAAGACUGUGGACGUGCCCGCCUCCCUGCCGACUCCACCCCACAACAACCAAGAAGAGCUCCGGGCCCAAGAAUCGUCGCUACGCAGCAGCCCGGAAGACUUUGUCCCGUCCUCGUCUCCUGACAGUGUGGCAGACAUGGAGAUAAGCAGAUACCCUGACCUGUCCUUCAUCAAACUGGAGCUACCAUCCCCUUGCCCAUCUCCACCGAUACCCAUCAUGCCCUGCUCUUGGGGCAAAGGCACUGCGGUAAAGCAGGAAGUGAAGGCGGAGCCAAGCCAACAGGCUCCUCCCUCCUGUUCCAACACAGAUCUGGUUACCAUAGCGAUCACCCUAAACCCAUCCGCUGCUCAGAAUGUUCCUGGUGUCAUGGCGACAGUGGCGAAGCUGCUGCGGGUCCCCACUUCAAUCAACUACCAGCUGAGCCGCGCUGAGUGCAACCCGCUGGCUCUGCUGGCGGGAGUCAGAGUGCCACUUCCUCAGGCUUCAGCAAGCAGCAGGCAGCAGAGACCUGCGCCUCCAGCUGGUGUGAGGAAGGACGUCAUCCAGCAUGGUGCUACACCUGCUGUCUCCAGACCGCCGUCCUGCAGCCACUGCAAAAUACUGCUGGGAAGUGGAGUUCGCAAAAUCAAAGCUGUCAAACAGGAAGGUCCGUCCACUCUGCUCUUCUGUAGCCCAAACUGCUCUGCUCUCUACUCAUCUGGACUGAAAACCGCAAGCUCUGCAGACAAGCCUAAGGACAAGACACCCCCUGAUACCCCCAGCAGACUGCAUCACCACUACGCCAACAACAUGUCGUCCAUUGCCGUCCACUCCCUCCCUCGGACUCCCAUCACUCCAUCCCAGAACGCCACCUCGUCCCCACCCCUCCAGUUCCCCUCCGCCUCCACUGUCACCAUGGAGAUCAGGCCCCGUGUGGACAGCCUGAAGGUCAAGGUGAAACUGAAGCCCCACCCCCACGCCUUUUCUGAGGGGGAUGACUUGCUGCUGAGUCACCACGGGAAGAGGAUGAAAAAUUCUCGCUGGCGACGCUGGAACAUCAACGUCACUCUGACCAGGGGUCCCAUUUCGGACGAAGCGGUCGCCAUGCCAACGGAGGAGGAAAUCGAUGUGAUGUUAAAGAAACUGGGGGCAUCCCUACGACCCGACCCUAUACCUGUAGACCAGCGAAGGUGUUGCUUUUGUCACCAGCUGGGCGAUGGUGUAACAGACGGGCCAGCCAGACUGCUGAACCUGGACUUGGAUCUGUGGGUCCAUCUGAACUGUGCUCUGUGGUCCAGUGAGGUGUAUGAGACUCAGGCCGGCGCACUCAUCAACGUGGAGCUAGCCCUAAGACGCAGUCUCACGCUCCGCUGCGCUCACUGCCAGCAAACAGGCGCCACCAGCGGCUGCAACCGUUUGCGCUGCACCAACACAUAUCACUUCACGUGCGCGCUGCGGGCCCAUUGCACUUUCUUCAAGGACAAGACAAUGCUGUGUCACUUCCACAAGCCCAGGAUGGCUCCUCUGAGCGGGGACAGAUCCUCCAGCAGCUCCCCAUCCUCCACCCCGGGCAUGACCUCCGACUUUUUUUCGUCUGUGUGUGAUCCGUACAACUCGGAGCUACGGUGUUUCGCCGUGUUCCGUCGCGUGUUUGUGCAGAGGGACGAGGCAAGGCAGGUAGCGGCGAUGGUGCAGCGCGGCGAGCAGCGGCACACGUUUCGCGUUGGCAGCCUGCUCUUCUGCGCCGUCGGGAGGCUCCUCCCACAGCAAAUGAGCGCUUUCCACAGCGCAGUCGCCAUCUUUCCAGUCGGCUACCACGCCAACCGCAUCUACUGGAGCAUGCGCAACAGCAACCGACGCUGCAAGUACAUGUGCUUCAUCGAGGACCAUGACGGACGACCCCUUUUCAGGGUUAAGGUGGUGGAGAAAGGCUACGAUGACAUCAUCCUGACCGCGACAACUCCUAAAGGUGUUUGGGACCAGAUCCUGGAACCAGUGUCGCAGCUCAGGUCCUCUAGUGGCACUCUGAAGCUCUUCCCGUCUUACCUGAAAGGAGAAGAUCUUUUUGGGCUGAACACGUCGGCCAUCAGCAGGAUCAUUGAGUCUUUACCAGGUGUGGAGGCGUGCGAGAGGUACACCUUUCGUUACGGACGGAACCCGCUCAUGGAGUGGCCUCUAGCUUUCAACCCUUCUGGCUCAGCCCGGUCCGAGCCCAAAGUCAGCCAAGCAAAAAGGCCGUACCUGUUGACCAGCAUGGCUCCCAGGUGUCAGGGCUCAGUGGGCUCCAUCGUGGGAAUGGUGCCGGGUGUCAUCGCUCUGUCGCCGGGUGAGACGGUGGCUGGGGCUCAUCAGGGUCGCCACUCCAAGUCGUCGCAGUACCGACGCAUGAAAGCAGAGUGGAAGACCAACGUCUACCUGGCGCGCUCUCGCAUCCAGGGUCUUGGUCUGUACGCCGCCAGAGAUAUCGAGAAAUGCACCAUGGUCAUCGAGUACAUCGGCGCUAUCAUCAGGAGUGAAGUGGCCAACCGAAAGGAGCGAGUCUACGAGAGUCAGAAUCGAGGCGUGUACAUGUUCCGCAUUGACAAUGACUACGUGAUCGACGCCACCAUCACUGGAGGACCCGCCAGGUACAUCAACCACUCGUGUGCUCCCAACUGCAUCACGGAGGUGGUCAGCGUGGAGAAGGAGAACAAGAUCAUCAUCAGCUCAUGCCGACGCAUCCAGAGGGGAGAAGAGCUGAGCUACGACUACAAGUUUGACCUGGAGGACGACCAACACAAGAUCCCAUGCCACUGCGGGGCCUUCAACUGUCGCAAGUGGAUGAACUGAGCGCACACGCUCAUUAACGCAUUAACCUCAUAUCAAAGAUGCUCAUUAAAGGGGAGGGGUCAGGAGUGGGGUUACAAAAGAGGCUGGUCCUCUUUGUGUAGUGUGUAUAUUUGUACAAAGAUGCCCCCACGUGGUCAUGACUUGCACUAAAGAAAACAUCCAAUCAAGGCAGAUCAUUUCCCCUUACAUCUGUAAAAUAAAAUGUUUUUGUUGUAUUUAUUACUAAAUGAAGUUAUUUUCUAAUCACAGCCAGUCGUGGAGGAGAGUCGCGGUGUGUAAAUAACUAAAAAUGAGGAAUCUUCACAGUACUGACCGUGACGUUUUGUUUGCCCCGCCCCCUCCACGUGUGUCUUUCUAUUUGUGUAUAUUCAAAUUGUAUCAGAACUCUGCUGAUGUACAGUCUGUGGCCACGCCCCCCUUCGGUUGUUGUUUUUUUUUUACUGUUUGAGGAUGCCUUUUCGUUCUUGAAAGGGGGGUAUGUGGAGUCUGAUUUAGAAUCAUUUACAGAAAAUAAAAUAUUUUACAUCUUGAAAGCACGUCUUCGAAUUGUU